ACUGCCGACUUGCUGUAGGUCCCGCGUGAAAAUAACUAUCUUCGAAAAUGACGACCGUCUUUGCCCGAAUAGUAAAGUUUUCGAUCGCCUACCCAGUCACCAGGGGAAUGGCUUCGUAUGCAGUGAUAUGGCCAACCGGAUGUCUUAUACAGCAAAUGGCUUUUGGAGACGAACAAUUUGACCUUGCCAGAGCAGCUCGGUUUGGACUGUUUGGARCAUUUUAUGUGGCACCAACUCUAAAUGCAUGGCUAACUGUUGCACGUUAUUUAUAUCCAAAGAAUGAUCUCCGUAGCGCAAUCAUAAAAGCACUUUUGGAGCAAGUAACGUAUUCACCUUGUGCAAUGGUGAGCUUUUAUUUUGGUAUGUCUUUACUGGAGGGGAAGACGGUCGAAGAAGCAAAAAAAGAAGUAGAAAAAAAGUUUUUACCGACAUAUAAGGUGGGUGUAGCGGUUUGGCCUAUACUACAAGUUUUCAAUUAUACAAUGAUUCCAGAAAAAAAUAGGAUUCCAUUUGUUAGUCUGUGCAGUCUAGCUUGGAGCUCAUUUUUAGCUUAUAUGAAUCACUGUAGUGUAAAAAAGGAAAAUAUGUUGACCAGUAAAUAAAGAAACAGAAUCAUUCCAAAAAAAAAA
Molecule: messenger RNA, 629 nt
Organism: Diuraphis noxia (Russian wheat aphid)
Lineage: Eukaryota; Metazoa; Arthropoda; Insecta; Hemiptera; Aphididae
Product: PXMP2/4 family protein 4-like
Cellular component (GO): membrane; cytoplasm; mitochondrion
Source: RefSeq, a predicted model, not a curated record